Molecule: messenger RNA, 162 nt
Organism: Fomitiporia mediterranea MF3/22
Lineage: Eukaryota; Fungi; Basidiomycota; Agaricomycetes; Hymenochaetales; Hymenochaetaceae
Exons: 3
Biological process (GO): cytoplasmic translation
Cellular component (GO): cytosolic large ribosomal subunit; ribosome
Molecular function (GO): structural constituent of ribosome
Source: RefSeq, a predicted model, not a curated record
AGCCAUACCAAUCACAACCAGAGCAAAAAGGCUCAUCGCAAUGGUAUCAAGACGCCAAAGAAAAGCCGAACACGUUCGUUGAAGGGGUUCCGUCGCAAUGCUCGUUUCGCACUCGUAGGUUCGCACCGGGCCCGUGCAGAACAGCGCGCAGCUGCAGCAUAA